AUGGCAUUGGCGCGCAUCAGGGUCGGCCUAUGGCAGCAGAUCGUCGCAUGUAUUCGCAUCGUGUGGGAGAUCAUCGUACAGCGACGCAUGAUCAAGCGACGGGGGAUCGCAGAGUGGGCGUGCGACCCCAGCAUUCGCGGCAAGACCGUCAUCGUCACGGGACCCACUAGCGGCAUUGGCCUCGAGAUCGCCAAGCAGCUAGUCUUAGCGGGUGCGCACGUCGUGCUGGCGUGCCGGCGGCCGGACGCCGCCAGCAAGCUAAUCGCGGCGUGGCAGAGGGAGGCGGGCGACGUGAGCGCGGAGGUGCGCCAGGUGGACCUCGAGUCGCUCGCGUCGCGGCUGACGGCGGACGGGUUGGAGGAGCACAUAGCGAUGCAUGCAUGGGGCGAUCUGGACGUGGGCGAUCUGAGCUUCAAGGGGCGCACCCGCCGCUUUAAUGCCACCGCCGCCUACAACCAGAGCAAGCUCGCUCAGCUGAUGCUGACGAACGUGCUGCAGCGCCGCCUGCCAGCCAGUGCACACAUAGACGUGGUGGCGGUGCACCCGGGGGAGGUGCUCACCAACGUGGAGGCUUGCUGUGAAUCGUCCAUUCCUUUCCUAGAAUGGGAGGUGCUCAGCAACGUGCUGAGACUCAUCGCCCCAACGCACACUCCAUCUGCUGCACGCAACAGUGUAUGCACCCCACCUUUUUCCCCUCUCUACUCUAAUGGUUCGCCAGCUGCGACGCUCGUAUUCCCAGAGUGGCAGCGCUAUUCUAUCGCUCGUUCCCCUCCUGCCCGUGACCCCAUGCAGGCGCGCACUCUCCCCAGGUUCAUCCAGGAGCUGCAACGUGCUGUCAUGCACGCCCUGCUUCAGGUGUACUUUGAGUCAAGUCAAAAUACAACUUCUCCCCCCACUCCUCCCUGUGACCCCAUGCAGGCGCGCACUCUCCCCAAGAUCAUCCAGGAGCUACAACGUGCCAUCAUGCACGCACUGCUUCUCGAACCCUGGCAGGGUGCGCUGGCGCCCCUGUACUGCGCCACACACGCGGCAGUGGGCGAGCAAGCUAGGGCGGUGCGCGACCAAGGCUUGCUGUCCGGGCCCUACUUUGACCUGGACGGGCGGCGGGGGGAGGUGGCAGCGCACGGGCGCAACGAGAGGGCAGCAGAGGAGCUGUGGCGCGUGGCGAUGGAUACCGUGGGGCUGCCUGCUGACUAUGUGCCGUCCACCCUCGCUGCAGUCGCAGGUACCCCCGCAGCUGCUCACGGCCGUGGAGGGGGGGGAGGGGAGCGGCGGCGAGGGGGAGGGGGGCGAGCAGUGGGAGGCGGUGGGGGGGACUUGCCGGGAGCACGAGGGGGAGGGGGGGGUCGUUUGGGGCCCGGGGGCGGAGGAGGGGAAAGGGGAGGCGGAGGAGGGGAGGCAGGGGCAGGGGGGGAAGGGGGGGAGGGCGGGGAGGGCGGGGAUGCGGGGGAAGGGGUGGGGGGCACAGCAGGGACGUCGGAGUUCCAGAGGGCUCUGGUGACGCGGAAGGAGGAGCAGUAUGGCUCCCUCUCUUGCGAUGCUGAAACCUCUGCACCCUCCCUUGAGGACUCGUAA
Molecule: messenger RNA, 1575 nt
Organism: Closterium sp. Naga37s-1
Lineage: Eukaryota; Viridiplantae; Streptophyta; Zygnematophyceae; Desmidiales; Closteriaceae
Source: the annotation of a GenBank genome assembly